Molecule: messenger RNA, 1728 nt
Organism: Trichophyton benhamiae CBS 112371
Lineage: Eukaryota; Fungi; Ascomycota; Eurotiomycetes; Onygenales; Arthrodermataceae
Product: siderochrome-iron transporter, putative
Exons: 7
Coding region: 1-1728 (575 amino acids)
Biological process (GO): transmembrane transport
Molecular function (GO): transmembrane transporter activity
Source: RefSeq, a predicted model, not a curated record
AUGCUGGAAAAGAAUAGUAGUGCCGUCUCUGACAGCCUUCCUCCAACCGUUCAUAAUGUAGCUGCAACAGAAGCACUUGUUGAUGAUGACUCCAGCUCUGAUAGUAUCCAGUUUGGAGUCAAGCAGGCCGAAGCCGUUGCGGCAGCUUGGUCUCUAAAGUCACUCAUCAUAGCCUACGUCGGGGUGUUCGUGGUCUUUUUCGUCAACUCCCUGCAGCAGCAGAUGGCCAACAGUCUUAACCCCUAUGUCACCAGCGCCUUUUCGAAACAUGCUCUUCUAUCCUCCAUCUCAGUGGUGUCAAGCCUUGCGGGGGCCAUCAUGAAGCUUCCUGUCUCUAAGAUCAUUGAUAUCUGGGGGCGUACAGAGGGGUAUCUGUUAAUGGUUGGCUUCUGUGUCAUCGGCAUGAUCAUGAUGGCUACUAGCAACUCCAUCGAGGCAUAUGCAGCAGCUCAGGUCUUCUACUGGAUUGGUAAUAAUGGCAUUGCCUAUGUCCUCGACGUGUUUCUGGCAGACACCUCUAGCCUUAAAAACCGAGGAUGGCUUCUUGCAUUCUCUACCAGCCCUUUCAUAGCCACUACUUUUGCCGGCCCUGCAUUAGCACAGGCAUUCCUCAAGACCUAUGGCUGGCGGUGGGCGUUUGGCACUUUUGCCAUCCUCAUCCCGGUUGCUUCGUUGCCAAUGGUAGCCAUCUUUCUCCAUAGCAGCUUCAAGGCUGUGAAGAUGGGAUACUUAAGAUCAGGCAGGUCCGGCCGUUCUUUCUGGCAAAAUGUCGUUCAUUACACGAUUGAGUUUGAUGUUGCCGGGAUGAUUCUUCUUGUUGCAGGGCUUACUCUCUUGCUUCUCCCGAUAAACUUGGCUACUUACCAGGCUGAGAAGUGGAGGUCGCCAGCCAUGAUCUCUAUGAUUGUUAUCGGCGGUUGCUCUUUGUCUGCCUUUGCCAUAUGGGAGAUUCGAUUUGCCAAGGUCCGCUUUGCACCCUUCCAUCUAUUAACUGACAGAACUGUGCUUGGAGGUUGUCUCCUGAGCGCAACUCUAUUCCUUAGCUUCUACUGCUGGGACUUGUACUUCCUAUCAUACUUGCAAGUUGUCCACAACCAAAGUGUCCGCAAUGCAGGCUACAUUGCAAACAUCUUCAACAUCGGAGGGUGCAUUUGGGCCCUUGUAAUUGGGGCCAUCAUCCGCGUAACUGGGCGCUUUAAACCAUUUGCCCUCGCGGCCGUUCCCCUCCAGGCACUCGGAAUCGGUCUCAUGAUCAUAUUUCGCCAGCCAGGCUCUCACAUCUCCUUAGUGAUUGUCUGUCAAUGCAUCAUUGCCAUCUCUGCCGGCACACUGCAGAUCUGCGAACAGAUAGCAGUCAUGGCAGCAGCAAGCCACAGCGAAGUAGCCAUUGUUCUGGCUUUGCUGGGCCUGUUCAGCAACAUCGGUGGAGCGAUUGGCCAGACCGUCGCGGGGGCUAUCUGGAGCCACACUAUUCCGGAGCAGCUUGGGAUUUUGCUUCCAGCCAAUGCAAAGGAUCAAGCUGCUGCGAUCUAUGCAUCCCUAACCACUCAGCUUAGCCACCCCGUGGGGUCACCCAUCCGCAACGCCAUCAUCGCCGCCUACGGUGAGGGCCAACGCUGGAUGUUGGUUGUAGGAGUCGGCGUCCUUGCUCUCGCCAUGUCGUCAGUCAUUUUGUGGAGAAACAUCCAGCUCAAGAAUGUUCACCAGGUCCAGGGCACCAUCGUCUAA